Messenger RNA from Rotaria sp. Silwood2, 562 nucleotides. NCBI's taxonomy places the organism in Eukaryota, Metazoa, Rotifera, Eurotatoria, Philodinida, Philodinidae. The record is from the annotation of a GenBank genome assembly.
UAAAAAAAUGUGCCGGUCUACCGGCCGGUCCGGUCCGGUCUGACCCUUUAGACCGGUACCGGUACCGGUAAGGAAAAAACCCUACCGGUUCCAUCUCUGAUAGAACGAGUAAAUAAGCACGUCAUCUUAUAGUAAAAAUACAUUAGUUAACUAUUUGAAAUAGCCUAUAUGUAUACUAUACGAAGAACAGAAAAACACUUGAUGCUUACGUCAUAUUGUCACUAUUGAAGACUGCUAAUGUAAUUUCACAAGGUCUCGAUCAUUUCAAUAUAAAGUAAAUUCUGUCAAAAUGGUAGUCUCUCUUUAUACAUUGUGUAGUUACUAUUUUCGCUGCUGUUAAAACUUUUAUAUUUAAAAUCAAUGUGAAAAUUUUUAUUAUUAUUUUCGUGUUCCUUUUCUUUCAGAUAUGGAUGGUGAACAAUUAACAACUACUCGACAUUUAAAUCGAACAUACCGAUCAGGUAAUGAAAUAGCUGGUAGUCUACGAUCAUCUUCAUCUUCAUCAUAUAAAGAUGAAUCAUUGACAACAUCAAAUCAUAAUUCAAAUACAUUACCAUUUUAA